Molecule: messenger RNA, 2640 nt
Organism: Lactuca sativa (garden lettuce)
Lineage: Eukaryota; Viridiplantae; Streptophyta; Magnoliopsida; Asterales; Asteraceae
Product: wall-associated receptor kinase 2
Biological process (GO): cell surface receptor signaling pathway; protein phosphorylation
Cellular component (GO): plasma membrane
Molecular function (GO): ATP binding; polysaccharide binding; calcium ion binding
Source: RefSeq, a predicted model, not a curated record
UCACACAAAAAACAAGAAAACAAUGCUUCUUCUUUUCACACUAGUUCUAUUUACUUUCGAUUUCACAAUAUCGAUGCCUUUGUUGCCUGAGGGAAACUUCGUAAGUGCCAACCUUACAGGCAUUAGCAACAUAGCAAAGCCAGGGUGCCAAACAAAAUGCGGGAACUUGACCGUUAAAUACCCUUUCGGCAUAGGCAAAGGCUGUUACUUAGAUGACGGAUUUGAGUUGACAUGCAAUUCCACUCAUUAUGACCCCCCAAAGCUCUUUAUUGGGUCAAGUAGCAUCGCUAUACAUAAUAUUUCAGAUUCGGAGAUGAGAAUUUUCAAUACGAUUGCUUACGCAUGUUAUGACGAAGCUGGUGUACCGGAUAUAUCUGACGGGUGGAUUCAGUUAAAGAAAAGCUAUCGAACUUUUUCACAGAAGAACAAGUUUACUGUCAUCGGAUGCGAUGACUUUGUUUUGAUGAAUGGGAAGCUGAAUGAAAUCGACUACGUUAGUGGUUGUUUGGGACUCUGUAGCAUAGAAAGUGUUGUGCCCGAUGGGAACUGCUCAGGAAUCGGGUGUUGUCAAGCAUCAAUACCUAAGGGUCUUCGAUAUAUCAAUUCUUCAUUCAAAACCUUUGGUAACCAUACAAGUGUUAUGUCACUCAAUCCUUGCACUUUUGCAUUUCUUGCUGAGGAAGGUAGCUUUGAUUUUGGUGGUGUAAACGAUUUGAAAGAUAGAAAUUUUAAUACUAGGAAAAAUCCCAUUGUCCCAAUUGUUGUCGAUUGGGUGGUUGGAGGCGAAGGGAGUUGCUCACAGGCUACGGCAUGCAAGGGAAAUAGCUCCUGCAACGACGUAGAUACUGGUGGGUAUCGCUGCAGCUGUAAGGAAGGUUACGAGGGCAAUCCUUAUCUCGAUCAAGGCUGUCAAGAUAUCAAUGAGUGCGAGGACAAAACCAACUUCCCUUGUUAUGGCUUUUGCACUAAUACUCCAGGAAGUUACAAUUGUACUUGUUUGCAUGGAUACGAGGGGACUGAUGGAAAAAGUGCAGAUGGAUGUAGACAUGUUGCUAAAGAUUCAAAAUUUUCAGAAGUGGUAAUCUCGUUAGUUCUGGUGUUUGGCUUUCUAGCCAUAUUAUCUGGCAUAACUGGCAUUUGCUUUGGCAUAAGGAAGAGGAAACUGAACAAGCUACGAGAAAAGUUUUUUGAGAAAAACGGGGGUGAGUUUCUGAAACAAAAGCUCAAGGCACCAGGGGCUAGUGAUGCCGUGACUAUGUUUAGUAGUGAACAGCUCCGAAAAGCUACUGAUAACUAUUCCGAGGAGCAAAUUAUUGGCCGAGGUGGUUCUGGUAUAGUGUACAAAGGAAUCUUGUUGGAUAAACGUGUUGUUGCAAUAAAAAAGUCUAAACUAGUUGAUGGGACCCAAGCAGAGCAAUUCAUCAAUGAAGUCUUGAUCCUUACACAAAUCAUCCACCGCAAUGUGGUUAAGCUAUUAGGUUGUUGUUUGGAAGAGGAGGUACCAGUACUAGUCUAUGAAUUCAUCUCGAAUAACACGCUUUUCUAUCACAUUCAUAAUAGAUUGGGCGGAAUGAGUUGGUUAUCAUGGGAGAAUCGGCUAAGAGUUGCUACUGAAGCUGCAACUGCAUUUGCAUACCUUCACUCACAAGCUGCUAUGCCUAUCAUACACAGAGAUGUCAAGUCUGCAAAUAUAUUAUUAGAUGAAAACUACACCACAAAAGUAUCAGAUUUUGGUGCUUCGAGGUUGGUCCCUUUAGAUCACGAUCAAGUAACUACUCUUAUUCAGGGCACACUUGGGUACUUGGAUCCUGAAUACUACCAUACAAGUCAGUUAACCGAUAAGAGUGAUGUUUAUAGCUUCGGUGUGGUCGUUGCAGAACUCUUAACCGGGAGAAAACCCAUUUGUGCAGGUAGAACCAAUGAGGAAAAGAAUUUGGCAACAUACUUUGUCAAGUCAAUGAACGAAAAUCGUUUAUUCCAAAUUGUUGAACCACGGUUGCUACAUGAAGGGACUAUUGAGCAGUUACAAGCAGUAGCUGAGAUCGCAAAGAAAUGCCUUAACUUAUUAGGAGAAAAUAGACCUACCAUGACAGAGGUGGCAAUGGAGUUAGAGGGUUUAAGAAAGUUUUCAACUCAUCCAUGGGUUCAACGUCAAGAAACACGUGAUGAAACCAAAAGCCUAAUUCUAGAAGUAGAGCAAUCUGAUCUUUAUGCUGUCCCGUUAAUCCCACAUAGUACUAACGAGCGGGAAUCUUACUCGGGUUCGACAGGAAUUGUUGAUCAAGAAAACAUACCACGCUAAGUUUGUAUGGUGCUUGUAAUAUAUAGACUAGUCCCGGUUGUUGGAGAAUCAGCAUGACCAUGCUUUUUUCAAAACAUUGUUAUUGUCGUCUUCACUGAGUUGUGUCGAGUCGUCUAUGCUUAUAUGCUUUUACUUCUUUGUUUGUCGUCAAGAGUACCUCGUGGGUAAUUUGAGUGAUUUUGUUAGGUGUUUCCUUUUAACUACCAUAUGAUCCUUUGUUAUUCGCAUGAGUUCGAGAUACAUAUGUAACAUAAAAAGCGUUCGUCAUUUUUAUAGUUUGUUAAAAUUUGGUUCAUGACUUCUUAGUUAAUAAAAAAAUUUGCACCAUGCUUCUUUUA